UCAACCUAGAAGCAAAUGAAAAUUACUGGUAUAUCUUAAUUCUUAUCAUAGUUUGACGCCACCCAAUAUUGAAACCUCUAUAAAUAGCAAUCCACACUCCAGCUAAACCCUUUGACUUACUACCUUAGGGUUUAUCAGGCAGCUGAACUUAAGAGAAAUGGCUUUCUUUAGUCAUGCCAGAAAUAUACUCAAGCAGGCAGCUAUCAAGCAUCAGAUCAGUCAUGAGAUUUCUUCGUCCAAAUCUUCAGUUUUCCAGAUUCUGAGAUUUAUGUCAUCAUCAAAAGUUUUUGUUGGAGGAAUUUCUUGGAAUACAAAUGAUGCAACUCUUCAAGAUAACUUUGGUCAAUAUGGAAGAGUCGUUGAGGCAAGAGUCAUUACAGACCGUGAAACUGGAAGAUCAAGGGGGUUUGGCUUUGUAACCUUUGAGAAUGCUGAGGAAGCUAGUGCUGCAAUCCAGGCCUUGGAUGGACGCCUACUUGAUGGUCGCACAAUAAGGGUGAACUAUGCAAAUGAUAGGUCACAGGGCUUCGGUGAAGGGUCAGGUGGAUAUCGUACUGGCGGUGGCAAUGGAUAUUAUUCCAAUAGCGGCAAUAGUGGUUAUGAAAAUAAUGCUGGUUACAGUGACAAUUAUGCCAGUGGUGGUAGCAACUACAACAACAGUGAUGACAGCAGUUCUCCACAUUCUGGCAGUGGGAGUUACGGAGAUGAAGUUGAGACUGAUAACUAUGCCAAACGAGCCUAGUUCUCAACCUGAACUUGAAUGCCAGAUAUUUGUUCAAUAUGAACAUGACCUUGGUUCAAAAUCCCAUAAUUUUCUCUUCACAAACACAAGGUGUAUCUUUUGUCCUUCCUCUUUGCUUCAAUCUUUUCCAAGUGAAAUAGUGGCUGUCCCUAUUAACUUUUGAGAUAAUGUUACCAGAAUGCUGUGAAUUAGUUAUUUUGACCGAUAUUUAAGUUGUUCCUAUUCCCCCUAUCACGUGUUUAAUGUUCUCAAGUGCUGCCAAAUCAAUUGGG
This is a messenger RNA of Cuscuta epithymum, 1014 nucleotides long. The record is from the annotation of a GenBank genome assembly. NCBI's taxonomy places the organism in Eukaryota, Viridiplantae, Streptophyta, Magnoliopsida, Solanales, Convolvulaceae.